Molecule: messenger RNA, 2942 nt
Organism: Uranotaenia lowii
Lineage: Eukaryota; Metazoa; Arthropoda; Insecta; Diptera; Culicidae
Product: protein Aster-B-like
Exons: 2
Coding region: 280-2790 (836 amino acids)
Biological process (GO): intracellular sterol transport
Cellular component (GO): plasma membrane; endoplasmic reticulum membrane; endoplasmic reticulum-plasma membrane contact site
Molecular function (GO): sterol binding; sterol transfer activity
Source: RefSeq, a predicted model, not a curated record
AAGAAAUGACGAACGAAAAGUUUUUGCGACAACACGACAUCGCAGUCGCGUAAAUUUUCAUCAUCGAAAUAAAAUUUCAGCUUUUGGAUCUCAAUUAUUGCUUUUAUGUUUAGUAGAAUCUCGUUACCUUUGUGAUUGAAAAAGUAUAUUUUAUAUAAAGUUAUAUAUGUCGUUAAGUAUAAAUGUGAUUCAAAAUUCAAAGCGCCCGAUCGGAGCUGUGAAUGAAAAUUAUGCUGCAAUGUAAUAGCGGCAGUGUAAUUGAGGUGAAGAAAAAUUUUCAUGGAUGAUUCAAAUAAUCUCAGCACCGUUCAAAAUGCAAUGACUUCGAAUAAUACAUCGUCGUCGAGCGGAACAAACAUCGUUGGAAGCAGCAGCAGCAACCCCAGUCAAAAUUCACCCUCCACUUCCGGUUUGGCAAUUGCACCAGUAUCAGCAGCAGCAGCACCUCCACAGGCACCACCACCGGUAGGGAAUCAAACCCUCAAUAGUAGUAAUAUCAGUACUAGCACUUCCGGCGGAGACAGUUCUUCCACAUCCUUUUCGUCUGUCGGAUCUUCGGCACCUCAGCUGCAACCGAGUGCUGCUUCCUCUCCGGUGGUCAUUGGUUUGGUUCUGGGGGAGGGAAGUGGCAGUCCAUCUUCGUUAAAUUUAAGUACAUCUCCCUGCUGCACCACCACUGCCAAUCUCGCCACACCUUCCCCGUCUUCGGUGCUCCGCAGCAGUUCGGCCACCUCGAAUAUCACUAUCAACUCUGGCGGCACUGAUAAGUCGGACGAUAAUCUCGACUCGUGCAGCAAGUCCAGUGAUAGUUGUAAUUUAGUCGCCGUCGGGGAAGCCACAAGCCAGCUAACCGGGGCCAGCUCUCAGAAAUCAUCAUCCGCCAAGUCGCAAAAGAAUCUCGCCGAACGGGCCAAGAAGACGCCCUGGUAUAAUGCUAUUUAUCCAUCGUACAAGGCGCGCACCGAAGAGUUCAAGAAGCUGUUCCGCGAAGUAGCGGCCGCAACCGGGGACGAUGAGCGCCUGAUUGUGGACUACAGCUGCGCUAUCCAGAAGGACAUCCUGGUGCACGGACGGCUGUACGUCAGCCAGAACUAUCUGUGCUUCCACGCCAACAUCAUCGUGUGGGAGACUCGGCUCUCGAUCCGCUGGAAGGACGUCACCUCGAUUACUAAGGAAAAGACAGCCCGGGUCAUCCCGAACGCCAUACUGGUCUGUACCGAGAAUGAGAAGCACUUUCUCACCUCGUUCACAUCGCGCGACAAGACGUAUCUGAUGCUCUUUCGAGUGUGGCAGAAUGCGUUGAUGGACAAACCAAUCAAUCCACAGGAACUUUGGCAGUGGGUACACACUUGUUAUGGCGACCAGCUGGGACUGACCAGCGACGACGAAGACUACAUCGAUCCGUACGAGAAGGACAACCGUGGCGAAGACGGUAGUAUUAAUAGCAGCAUUUUUAAGCAACAAUCUUCGGAGGACAUUCCAAACAGCAAGGAGCAUAACAACAAUACAUCGCAAUCGGACGAACCAACCGGACCAUCGAUCAUUCUGGGUGGAGAGGAAGGAACCAUGGUGUUCGCAGCAACAAAAGAGACGGGGACGAAGUCCUCGAAGAAGAGCGCGCUGGCUAAGGCCGCCUUCGUGGGAGCCGAGGGUAGCCUUUCAACUACCGGAGAACUUCUGCCGACGGACAUGUCCGACUCGACGGAAUCCGAACCGGAAGAGGAAUUUUUCGCCGGGGUAGAGUGCAAUUCGUUGCACUCGGGACGACAACUGGUGCACACCAUACUACCCAUCAACGUGGACAUCUUGUUUGAAUUACUGUUUUCAAAAUCUAAAUUUUUGACCGAGUUCCACAAUACUCGCAAAACGACCGACAUGAUCCAUGGCGAGUGGAAGCUGAACAAGGAUGGUUUAAAGGAGCGAGUAGUUAGUUUAACCAUUGCCAUCACUCAGACCAUUGGACCACGCAGUGCACAAGUAACGGAGACCCAGUUAAUGAGGGAUUGCAGCAAACCGGGCCAGCUGUACUCGAUCGAUGUGAAUGCGGUCCAAGGGGGGAUUCCGUAUGCGGAUAGUUUUUACGUUACCCAACACUAUUGUAUGUCCCGGACCAAGGAUGACCACACGGUCCUAUCGGUACACGCGCAAAUUCAUUACAAAAAGAAUAUUUUCGGAUUCGUUAGGGGUUUUAUCGAGAAAAAUACCUGGGUUGGGCUGGAAGAUUUCUACAAUGCCCUGUUGCGUAAUCUCCAAAGUGAAUACUGUAUUCCACCAGCUAAAGCCAAGAGUAGACGGUCUCGCAAAUCCAACGCUUCCCAGCAUGCGAAAGUUCUCGAAGAACCGAUCCCUCGCAGCAGCAUACCCUACAUUCACCCUACGGUCGCACCAGUCAAUUCCCCCAAACCCAACACAUAUUCGCACACCUUCUUCUCGUGGUUCGUGGUGAUCCUACUGAUAAUCCUGCUAUCCAUCAACGUGGCUCUCUAUCUCAAACUGCACACGUUGGAGGGAGAAAACGAGAACCUGUUCCGCGAUUCGGCGGCUGCGAAGGCGGCCUUCAACCAAAAAAUUCUACAGAAUCCCCCGCAAACGCAUGCCGACUGGUUAGCCCUACUCCAUCAGCAGGAGACCAAACACGCCCAGGAAAUGAUAAAGUGGCAGCAGAUCCUAGGGACCGUCACCGAUCUGCUGCGCAAGGUGAGCAGCAUUUGUGAGAAUAUUCCGAAAAACGUUACCUAUUACGAUGACACACAGCCACACGCCACUGUUAGCAAAACUGAUGAACUGUAGAGGGUAUAGAAAGGUACAAGGCAAACAUAUAGAGAGUAUAUAAUAAUAAUUAUAAACUGUAAAACAAAAAGAAAAUCCAAAAUUAUAUUAACUUAAAGUUAGAUUUGGCCUGGUUCACGCACUGCUGAAAUAUCAUUAGUAGUACAAUAACG